Gadus macrocephalus (Pacific cod) is the source of this 4626-nucleotide messenger RNA. RefSeq names its product zinc finger protein 208-like. Gene Ontology annotation, biological process: regulation of transcription by RNA polymerase II. The transcript has a single exon. Gene Ontology annotation, molecular function: RNA polymerase II transcription regulatory region sequence-specific DNA binding; DNA-binding transcription factor activity, RNA polymerase II-specific. The coding region runs from base 1518 to 4427 and encodes 969 amino acids. Gene Ontology annotation, cellular component: nucleus. The record is from RefSeq and is a predicted model, not a curated record. Lineage: Eukaryota; Metazoa; Chordata; Actinopteri; Gadiformes; Gadidae.
CCUGGCUAUUUCCAGACUCGUUGGUCUAGGGAAGCUGCUGUCAUUUUCUUCAGCACAAGAGGCUUGAUCAACUUGUUCAACUGACUCUGUACGCAAACGGCUGCUUGCCGUCGCUUCCCUGUCGUCAUUGUGUUAAUCCAGCCAAUAGGGUGCCAGGGGGAAAAGCCAACUAGUUGAUUGGCGCUGUCGCACCAAAAUUGUACCGGGGUGAAAAUUGUACCACCUACGUAAUUCGCGUUCGAAACAUUACGUCAUCGUUCGACACGAUUGUCCGUUGCUUCGCGCCCAUGUUGCCAAAGAAGAAAUGACAUAAUACAAACACUUUUUUUUUACUUUAUAUUUGUAUUGUAUUGAAUUUAGCUAGUAAACUGAGUGUUUUAAAGUGUAUCAUAGUUUAGCUAGCUUGUGUUAAUACACUCAGUUUACUAGCUAAAUGCCAUUAAACAAUUAAAUACAAUGCAAUUAUAAAGUAAGCAACGCUAAUAAAUGUCAUUUGUAAAAUAAGUGUUAUCUGCUUAAUGUUAUUUCGUCUUGUGACGCUCAAUGAAUGAGCGCGAAUGUUUGUGAAUAUUCAUGAACCUUCCCACGUCAUUGUUCGUCCGUUGCCAGGCAGGUUUGGAAAUUUCGAACACAGAUUACGUAGGCGGUACACGUUUCGCCCCCCGGUACAAUUUUGGUCUCAAAAAACAGUCUCAGCUUCUCCAAAAACGUAUCGGAAGCAGAAAGAUAAGAAUUGCUCUUCUCCUGACCCUUAUGAAGGGCGAAUUCAAAUCGCCGUCAGAACAGGUUGGGGGAACCCAGUCUAUCGUAAUUGGGGAUUAACAACUAUUCUGUGCAAAUGAAAGGAAAUGAAAAUGUGUUUCCUUCUUUAUGUGGAAAGCCGGAGACCCCAGACACCAUUUCAAUCAAGGUUGAAGAGGAUAUUGGUGGAGGCAUGCCCGCUGUAGGUUAGUAAUACACAUUGCAUCCAUGCAAGCAAACUGACCUACCAACUGAGAAUGUACUCGAUUCUAACUGCGCUGGUCCUCUUUUGAAAAGCAUCAUGACCGUCACCCUGCUAAAACACAAGGACUACUAUACAGUUUAUAGUAGAAUGAUUUAAAUCUUCUUCAUGACAGAUGUCAGGAAUGCUGAAUCCGCUCUGAUUCCCAGUAUAACUACAGUAUUGGUAAAGCAGGUGAUCAGAAACCACAGAUGACCUGGGUUGUGUCUUUAUGACCUCCCCACAUCCUUAAAAGGCGGAGACGUAGCGGUGCCUUCUCAGCUGACGCCUUUGACCCUUGACCCCCCCAAGGGGAACAAGGAAAAGGCAAGAAAGAAUGUCAAAAUAUACUUCUUCCAAUACACCAGUGUGUAAAAGUACAUGCUGUAUCCCUUUGUGCAAAUAAUUAAUUAAUACCAUUACUUUCUCUCUUUGUUUCCUCUCUGAAGAAGACGUCAAUGACAUUAGAGACUGCAGCACGCAGCGCGGCGCCACCUCAGAGAGUCUGGGUGUGGACGCCCCUGGCUCCUCCCACAUGUCAAGUCACAGCGGGGAGCUGCGGAUCCUGAGCGUUUACGGACAAGGGGAGGGCCCACUGGCGGUGGCUGGUUGGUGGAAGGUUUCUCCCAACAAUGCCAAUAUGAUCGUACACAUGAGGACCCGACCAGACGAGAAGCCGUACGGGUGUGACCAAUGCACGAAGAGCUUCAGUCUAAGUGAACACCUGAAGGGCCACAUGAAGACUCACACCGGGGAGAAACCCUACAGCUGUGACCAUUGCAAAAAGCGCUUCGCUCGGCAUGGCUACCUGAACGUCCACAUGAGGACUCACUCCGGCGAGAAGCCCUACAAGUGUGACCAAUGCACGAAGCGCUUCAGUCGGACAAGCCACCUGAAGAGCCACAUGAUGACUCACUCCGGCGAGAAGCCCUACAGGUGUGACCAAUGCCCGAAGCGCUUCAGUCAAACAAGCCACCUGAAGAGCCACAUGAUGACUCACUCCGGCGAGAUGCCCUACAAGUGUGACCAAUGCACGAAGCGCUUCAGUCAUGGCGGCAACCUGAAGAACCACCUGAGGACUCACACCGGCGAGAAGCCCUACAAGUGUGACCAAUGCACGAAGCGCUUCAGUCGGACAAGCCACCUGAAGAUCCACCUGAGGACUCACUCUGGGGAGAAGCCCUACAAGUGUGACCAAUGCACGAUGCGCUUCAGUCAGACAUGCCACCUGAAGGACCACAUGAAGACUCACACCGGGGAGAAACCCUACAGCUGUGACCAUUGCAAAAAGCGCUUCGCUCGGCAUGGCUACCUGAACGUCCACAUGAGGACUCACUCCGGCGAGAAGCCCUACAAGUGUGACCAAUGCACGAAGCGCUUCAGUCGGACAAGCCACCUGAAGAGCCACAUGAUGACUCACUCCGGCGAGAAGCCCUACAGGUGUGACCAAUGCCCGAAGCGCUUCAGUCAAACAAGCCACCUGAAGAGCCACAUGAUGACUCACUCCGGCGAGAUGCCCUACAAGUGUGACCAAUGCACGAAGCGCUUCAGUUGGACAAGCAGCCUGAAGACCCACAUGAGGACUCACUCCGGCGAGAUGCCCUACAAGUGUGACCAAUGCACGAAGCGCUUCAGUCAUGGCGGCAACCUGAAGAAGCACCUGAGGACUCACACCGGCGAGAAGCCCUACAAGUGUGACCAAUGCCCGAAGCGCUUCAGUCAAACAAGCCACCUGAAGAGCCACAUGAUGACUCACUCCGGCGAGAUGCCCUACAAGUGUGACCAAUGCACGAAGCGCUUCAGUCAUGGCGGCAACCUGAAGAACCACCUGAGGACUCACACCGGCGAGAAGCCCUACAAGUGUGACCAAUGCACGAAGCGCUUCAGUCGGACAAGCCACCUGAAGAUCCACCUGAGGACUCACUCUGGGGAGAAGCCCUACAAGUGUGACCAAUGCACGAUGCGCUUCAGUCAGACAUGCCACCUGAAGGACCACAUGAAGACUCACACCGGGGAGAAACCCUACAGCUGUGACCAUUGCAAAAAGCGCUUCGCUCGGCAUGGCUACCUGAACGUCCACAUGAGGACUCACUCCGGCGAGAAGCCCUACAAGUGUGACCAAUGCACGAAGCGCUUCAGUCGGACAAGCCACCUGAAGAGCCACAUGAUGACUCACUCCGGCGAGAUGCCCUACAAGUGUGACCAAUGCACGAAGCGCUUCAGUCGGACAAGCCACCUGAAGAGCCACAUGAUGACUCACUCCGGCGAGAUGCCCUACAAGUGUGACCAAUGCACGAAGCGCUUCAGUUGGACAAGCAGCCUGAAGACCCACAUGAGGACUCACUCCGGCGAGAUGCCCUACAAGUGUGACCAAUGCACGAAGCGCUUCAGUCAUGGCGGCAACCUGAAGAAGCACCUGAGGACUCACACCGGCGAGAAGCCCUACAAGUGUGACCAAUGCACGAAGCGCUUCAGUCUAAGUGAACACCUGAAGGGCCACAUGAAGACUCACACCGGGGAGAAACCCUACAGCUGUGACCAUUGCAAAAAGCGCUUCGCUCGGCAUGGCGACCUGAAGGUCCACAUGAGGACUCACUCCGGCGAGAUGCCCUACAAGUGUGACCAAUGCACGAAGCGCUUCAGUCAUGGCGGCAACCUGAAGAAGCACCUGAGGACUCACACCGGCGAGAUGCCCUACAGGUGUGACCAAUGCCCGAAGCGCUUCAGUCAAACAAGCAACCUGAAGAGCCACAUGAUGACUCACUCCGGCGAGAUGCCCUACAAGUGUGACCAAUGCACGAAGCGCUUCAGUCGGACAAGCAGCCUGAAGACCCACAUGAGGACUCACUCCGGCGAGAUGCCCUACAAGUGUGACCAAUGCACGAAGCGCUUCAGUCAUGGCGGCAACCUGAAGAAGCACCUGAGGACUCACACCGGCGAGAAGCCCUACAAGUGUGACCAAUGCACGAAGCGCUUCAGUCUAAGUGAACACCUGAAGGGCCACAUGAAGACUCACACCGGGGAGAAACCCUACAGCUGUGACCAUUGCAAAAAGCGCUUCGCUCGGCAUGGCGACCUGAACGUCCACAUGAGGACUCACUCCGGCGAGAUGCCCUACAAGUGUGACCAAUGCACGAAGCGCUUCAGUCGGACAAGCAACCUGAAGACCCACAUGAGGACUCACUCCGGCGAGAUGCCCUACAAGUGUGACCAAUGCACGAAGCGCUUCAGUUGGACAAGCAGCCUGAAGACCCACAUGAGGACUCACUCCGGCGAGAUGCCCUACAAGUGUGACCAAUGCACGAAGCGCUUCAGUCAUGGCGGCAACCUGAAGAAGCACCUGAGGACUCACACCGGCGAGAAGCCCUACAAGUGUGACCAAUGCACGAAGGGCUUCAUUGUGAAAGGCACCCUGAAGAUCCACAUGAGGACUCACUCCGGUUAGAAGCCCUGCCUGUUAGUGCAUUGCAACGCCAGCUACAGCGACCCAAGCAAUUUGAGUGUGCACAUGCUUAAGCACACGGGCAAUGGGGUGCUUUCACACAGGGUAACGGGGCGCUUUGAUUGAGAGCUCUGUCCGGUAUUUGUCGAAAUUAAUGCUUUUAGUUUUUCUUUUCAUCAGGAUUAAACAUUUUCCAGCUUUU